Messenger RNA from Schistocerca cancellata (South American locust), 635 nucleotides. Its product is annotated as ejaculatory bulb-specific protein 3-like. The record is from RefSeq and is a predicted model, not a curated record. The transcript has 2 exons. Bases 43 to 429 code for a protein of 128 amino acids. NCBI's taxonomy places the organism in Eukaryota, Metazoa, Arthropoda, Insecta, Orthoptera, Acrididae.
UGUGACCGCAUCUCACAGUGCGGGCGGAGUGCACCAGUAGCCAUGGCGAGAAACCUGAUCCUCUGCUGCUGCCUCGUGGCCGUUGUUGCAGUUUCUGUGAAAGCCGAUGACAAGCUGGACAAAGUGAACGUGGACGAGAUCCUCAACAACGACCGCCUCCUGAAAUCCUACAUCCAGUGCAUGCUCGAUGCAGACGACGGAAAGUGCACCACUGAGGGCAAGGAGAUCAAAAGCAGGGUGCCAAAAUUGGUGUCAACGGGUUGCAACGACUGCACGCCUAGCCAGCUGGAGAGAGCUGUCAAGGUCCUGAAGCACAUCACAGAGAGGUACCCUGCAGAGUGGACGAAGCUGAAGGCCAAGUACGACCCCACGGGCGAGUACACCAAGAAGUAUGCUGAGGCCUGGAAGGAGCGGGGCGUCAAUUUCUGAUCGCCGCACAAGAAAGACUCAGCUCUCAGCUGUCACCAUCGUCGUACACAAUUCAACAGUAACUCCUGUCUCUUUCCAGGAACUUUCAGUGACCGUAAAUUCAUCUGACAACUUCAUCCAAUUUUGUCACUCAACGCACUUUCUUAACUUUCACUCGUUCACAGUAUUCCAAAAAUUAUCAUAUGAAAUAAAUGUUUAUUGUUAAA